Molecule: messenger RNA, 2100 nt
Organism: Sardina pilchardus (European sardine)
Lineage: Eukaryota; Metazoa; Chordata; Actinopteri; Clupeiformes; Clupeidae
Gene: zup1
Product: zinc finger containing ubiquitin peptidase 1
Exons: 12
Coding region: 131-1987 (618 amino acids)
Source: RefSeq, a predicted model, not a curated record
GCGACGCUCUGUCAAAAGGUAGUAACAAAAAUCGUCAUAUCCGGUGCGCGGCUUGAAAACAUGAACAAAACAUGAAUGGAAAGUGAAAAGGGAAUUGUCGAAGCUGAAAAGGCUCAGUUUUGAAGAAAUCAUGCCGAUUUGUGAGAUCUGCAGCGAGGACCUCGCAUCUGAAGCAGAUAUGAAGACACAUCUUCUACUCAGUCACUUGGAAAAUGUAAUGCACUGUCCUUUCUGUUCACUGUCCGGCGUAUCAUACGAUGAGCUCAGUUUUCACAUCAACACUGCUCAUAAAGAGACGAUCAACACGCCCUCAGUAAAGGCCAGCGUGGCCCACUGUGGUCCAGCUUUGACUGAAGACCGAGAAACGCCUCGGACUGUGACUAGGAAAGAGAGACAUUGGGCAGAAAGUCGGCCUCCUGGAACCUCAUCCAGUUGUCACACGCCUGUGCCAGUUGCAGAGAACAGCACGGACGCCGCAGUGGCAUCUGUGUGUGGUACAAACAGUGGCACACACAGACCUGAGGAUCGCACACACUCUAAGAACUCCAAGGACCGGCAAGAAAGUUUAGAAGCGCAUGGUGCCAUUAAACAGAAGCGUCUGUCUUCUCCUCGAAAAGAGAAGCUGUAUCCUUGUCCAAUGUGCUCCCUCGUGUGCCAAGACUGCUUCAUUUUACAGGAACACGUGGAGUUGCACCUGCAAGAGUCGGCCAUGGAUGAAGGGGCAACAACAGCUGGAGAAGAAGCUUCAGGUUCUUCUACUACACCUACUACCUGUAACACUAACACCUCAGGGCUGAAGCAGUACGAGUGCCCAUUGUGCUCCCUGCCAUUCCCCGACGCCUUCUCUUUGCAGGAACACGUAGAGCUUCAUCUGGAGAACCAUACAGAUGCAGCCAGGGGAGCAGAGAGUUCAUCAGACCUAACACUAGCCAGACGGCUCCAGAAGGAGGAGGAAGAGCAGAGGAAGCUGCAGGAGGCUAAACGUGAGGCGGAGGAAUUCAAGAAGCUGCAGAAACAGUUUGGUAUGGACGGGAGUGGUGGUUAUCGUAAACAGAUUGAGCGGAACAUGGAGAGGGCGGUUUCCCGCGGCAACAUGGUCCCCGCAGAGUUCCACAUAAAACGGGCGGAGCUGAUGGAGAGCCUGGCCACUGGCGUGGAUGAUGGACAGAGUAGAACGCAAGGAUUGAUGGGGGCUUUGUUUGACUACUUUCGGCGGGACCCUCGGGACACGGUCCACGUGUGGCUCUGUGGAGAGACGGACCACUACUCCUCCUCCGAGGGGGACCGGGGCUGGGGCUGCGGCUACAGAAACUUCCAGAUGCUCCUGUCAUCCCUCCACAAGCAGGAGCCAUACAAUAACAUCUUAUCUGACGUCCCCGUCCCCAACAUCCCUCGAGUGCAGGCGCUGAUAGAAGAGGCCUGGAAGCAGGGCGUGGACCCAGCCGGGGCGGCCCACUUCAACCACCGCCUCCAGGGCACCCGGGCCUGGGUGGGCUCCACAGAGAUCUACUCUCUCUUCACCUCUCUCAGUGUCAAUGCUCGUGUGGUGGACUUCCACAAGCCCACAGGUCAGGGCGGGACACACCCGCGCCUGUUUGACUGGGUGAAGCAGUACUUCUCCCAGUCCAGCACACGAAACGGCAGACUACCUCCAAGGGUGGUGCAGACCUCGCUGCCCCCCAUCUACCUCCAACACCAAGGCCACAGCCGCUCCGUGGUGGGCCUGGAGCAGAAGAGGAACGGCAGCCUGUGCCUGCUGCUCUUUGACCCGGGCUGCCCCCCCUCUGACAUGGCCCGGCUGCUGGAGCGAGACGCGGCCGCCGCCACCGCCGCCACCGCCGCCGCCGUGCGCCGCAUGAGGAAGUUCCCCAACCACCUGAAGCACCAGCAGUACCAGGUGCUGGCGGUGGAGGGCCUGCUCACGCCAGAGCAGAAACAGAGGCAGAUUGUGAAUUCAAGGACGUUUCGUGCUGAUCGAAUCCCAUGAACAAAGCCCUGUUCUGUGUUUCCCAGAAAUGCUGUCUACUCAGGUUUUAAUGCAAAUGUUAUUGUAUUUUUAUUGUGUCUGAUUAAUAAUAAAUUAUGACCUUUCUUAUCAUC